ACAGAACGGACCUUGAUAACUUUCGAUUGUCUGCCAGCGAGUUUUUUGAUAAAAUUUGACAUUUAAUUGAAGUUGAGUGAGGCUGGUCAAAUUAUAUUGUCAAUAAAAACAAGUUUAAAAGGCUCCAGCCAUGGGCAAGCCCAUAUCUUGGCCCAAGACAUUAAAUGAACUAGUUCAAAGGGAUAUUAUAAUUAAACAUGCUAUUUUUUAGGGUAACGAAAGUUCCCUGCCCAUGGAGCUAUGCUCUAACUUUGAUGCUGAUGAAAUCCGUCGACUUGGAAAAAGGUUCCGGAAGCUAGACUUGGACAAUUCGGGUGCUCUGAGCAUUGAUGAGUUCAUGUCUCUUCCAGAAUUACAGCAAAAUCCACUGGUUCAACGUGUAAUUGAUAUAUUCGAUGCUGAUGGAAAUGGGGAGGUUGAUUUUAAAGAGUUUAUACAAGGAGUGUCCCAAUUUAGUGUUAAAGGGGAUAAAUUAUCCAAAUUGAGAUUUGCUUUCCGUAUCUAUGAUAUGGAUAAUGAUGGGUACAUUUCUAAUGGAGAAUUGUUCCAGGUAUUAAAAAUGAUGGUGGGCAACAAUUUGAAAGACACCCAACUUCAGCAGAUUGUGGACAAAACCAUUCUCUUUGCUGACAAAGAUGAAGACGGCAAAAUCUCUUUCGAGGAAUUUUGCAAUGUGGUUGGCAACACUGACAUCCACAAAAAGAUGGUUGUAGAUGUUUAAACAUUCUUUGUUUAAACUCCUCUCUCAUAAACCCAUCUUUAAUUCUUCUUUUCCAAUGCAUAAGUUUUAAAAAAUCACUUAAAAAUAGUAUCUCUAUACAUAUAUUUAAAGAAAACUUAAACUUCAAAAGAGGUUGGUGUAUUGAGUAGUCCCAUCACGGCUUGUUUCCUUCCACAUUAUAUGUAUUUUGUGAUUUUAGGGGUAUAGUUGUCAAAAUAAACCGUCCUGUCAGAUUGAAGGUAUUUAGAAAUGGAGAUUAUGAUCUCUUAAUCUAAAGUUUAUCAACUGAAACCCUGUAUAUUUGUGCUUUAUUGAUUUCAAAGUAAAUUAAAUUCAAUAUGCACUUAUAACACAUGGUUUAGAUCAUGUUUUCUACAGAUAUAUACAUGGUGUUUUAAAAAAUAUGAAUUACUGUAACUUUUUUACCAGUUAUAGGAAAAAAUCCACUCUCUCUAUUCUUGUAGUUUUUUUUCGAGUAUCUUUGUUACAUCUUUACUAAAAAGCUGCAAGAAUACUCCUAAUGAUAAGGUGGUGCUAUAAUUAAGGGUUUUUAUUUUUGAAGCACUUCAUAUAAAUCUUCGGCGGUAUUUUUUAAAUCACCCUGUAUAUUAUUCUUCUAAACUGCCAGACGGUUUUCUCUUUAAAGUUUGUAAUUUUGACGGCUAUUUCACCCAUAAAGACAAAGUUAGUUUUUAAGGUAUAAAAUUAAAUCUUUGUAAUCUUAGAUUGACUUAAUCGAAAGAAUAUAAAAAUCUCACAAAGCUAAGUUGUAAAAACGUUUAAAUCGUUGCAAUGUAAAGCUUAAAGUCAUUUAUCUCUCCCAUUUAACACUAAAAACACUAAAAAUAAAAAAAGCUUUUAAAGAAUAUAAUAACAAAACUACAAAAAAAAUUAAAUAAGGUUGUUCUUUAUAAUUCUAGGUGUUGUGUGUAUUUUAUAGCUUUAAGGAAUUUGCAAUUUACUCUAUGCUAUAGUUGCUUGAUUUCUCGAAAAAAAAUUGGGAUUCUGUAGGUUAAUUUUUGUUGUUGAUUUUUUUUAUGUAUACUAACCUAUAAGAUAAGAUAAAAAUAUUAAUUGGGAAAAAGAUCUAUGUAGACUUCUAUUAAGUUCUAUGCGGUGAGUCAGAGCGUAAUACUAAGUCUACAAGGUUAAUAGAAAAAGCACCAAAAAAAGAAUAUUGAAGAAAUGUACGAAAGUUUUUAGGCAUAUACGAUGGAACCAAAAAUUAUGAAACCAAGAGACAAAAAACUAAAUGGCUUUAAUCCUUUUUUGUCUUUUUCUUUCUAUAUAUUUAGAAGAAUUUUCAUGUAUUUCUUCCUAUAUUAAUUAUUUUUUUAUUGGUGCAGUUGGAUUAAUAUCCACUCUUAGUCGUUUUAUUGUACAUUUUAUGUGAAUUAAGAUUAAAACAAGAGUUGUAACAAAAUAUAUUUGCUUGUAGUUGGAGAGUUAUUUAUUCCAAUGUAAUGUUAAUAAAAAAUAUUGAAGAAAUGCGUGAUUAUAUGUUUAUGUUUAUGUUGUUCAAUAAAAAAAUAUUUACCUCUCUG
Sitophilus oryzae (rice weevil) is the source of this 2265-nucleotide messenger RNA. Its product is annotated as calcineurin subunit B type 2. The transcript has 5 exons. Lineage: Eukaryota; Metazoa; Arthropoda; Insecta; Coleoptera; Curculionidae. The record is from RefSeq and is a predicted model, not a curated record. Gene Ontology annotation, molecular function: calcium ion binding; calcium-dependent protein serine/threonine phosphatase regulator activity. Bases 233 to 721 code for a protein of 162 amino acids.